Molecule: messenger RNA, 6363 nt
Organism: Oryzias melastigma (Indian medaka)
Lineage: Eukaryota; Metazoa; Chordata; Actinopteri; Beloniformes; Adrianichthyidae
Gene: sytl2b
Product: synaptotagmin-like 2b
Exons: 20
Coding region: 629-5605 (1658 amino acids)
Biological process (GO): intracellular protein transport; exocytosis
Cellular component (GO): exocytic vesicle; plasma membrane
Molecular function (GO): neurexin family protein binding; small GTPase binding
Source: RefSeq, a predicted model, not a curated record
AGGGAAAAUUAUAUAGCAAAAGUUACUUUAAAAAUGAUUUUAAAACAAUGUAUUGAAAUGUCAUUUUUUAGUAUUGAAUUGUAAACUGCACAAUUAUUUUCAUUAUGAAUCAAUUAUGGUACAAAAAAUUCACGAAAAUUUAAAAUGCAAUUGAUUUUGCUUUUUUUUUAAUUCUAAGACUGGAUUGUAGUUUUUCAUAAUGAAAUCUUAAUUGCUAAAUGCAUUUUUACAUUCCAAGUCUGAAUUGGAUAUUUAAAUUUCAAUUGCAAAAUACAUUUACAAAUUGAAAUGUCAGCUAAGAAAUGCAUAUUACUUUGAAUUAUGGGUGAAAAAAGCAGGAUCACGUCGGUCUCUGUGGGAGGUUUGGUGAGGAGAGCAGCUUCAUGUCGAGAGCCUGUUUUACCUCGGCCUGUCUGCUGCCUGCCUUCCUGCAGGGAUGCUCACACACCCUAUUGACAAACACCAGCAACUGGCGACAUCUGGUGGACACUGCCUGUAACUGCAGCUCAGAUGUCCCAACAUGAACGAGCGCUGGAACGGUGAAAGGCGACUAAAAAGGGGUUUGAAUCGAACUAAAAACGAAAAAAACAGGAUGACGUUACAUGUGCGGUAGUAGCUGCUUUUUACGAUGCAGUGGCAGGUCCUCUCCUCCCCAUCAUCAUCACCUAGGGAUCCGCCCACUCCUCCUCUGCGCUCACGGCGCGUCCGGCUGCAGCCUCAGACCCGUGGAUCACCCAAACCUGCUGACUUCUCCGUUUCCGCUGCAAAAUGGGGAUUCAAGAAACGCUUUGUGGGAUUAACUGGGGAGUUCUAUAAAUCGUGGACAUUUUCUGUACUCCUGAGAGGAGCAGGACGGGGAAGCAUGAUCGACCUGAGUCACCUGACGGAGGAGGAGCAGGAGGCCAUCAUGACGGUGCUGAGGAGGGACGCCGAUCUGAAGAAAGCAGAGGAGGAGAGAGUCAAGAAGCUGGAAGAAGUGCUGCACAGGGAUUCGCAGCCAGACGUGAAGCUGAAGUACUUGACGGGAGAGUGGUUCUACGAGGCCAAAUCUCGCCGACACACCGACAAGAUUCACGGCUCGGACAUCAUCCUGGCGUCCAUGAAGCAAGGGAAAGCAGCUGGUUUAGAUGGUUCUCUCAGAGUCGACAGAUCUAAGCCCCCCAGCAGUCGAGGCUCAGACACGGCGCCGCCGGUCAAACCUCCCAGAUACUUGGAACCUCUGCAGCCACAGGAAAUAAAUGAUGCAGAAAAAGAGAAUCGAUAUUCAGCUGUUCGUUCCCCAAAAACACCGAGGCACAAUCCUUUUAAUCGCGCCUCCCUCAUCGUUGUUGAUCAUCCUGAAAAUAAUUGUGAGUCAGUAGCCAGUCGGGGCCCGGAGCCACCGCGGACAGAUCCCAUCUCCCCGCUGAAGAGUCACUCAGUGGGCGAGUCCACUAGAACCUCGGGGGGCUCCAUCACAUCAGAGGGUUCCUCCAUGGGCUUCAGACCGGUUCCAAAGAAGAGAACGUUCCUCUCACGAAGAACCAACAGUCAGUUAGACAGUAACGGUGAGGUGGUCGCCCCGGCGAGGCCUGUCGGGAUUGUCCCCGCUCCGAGACGGCGUCGCCAGCGAGAAUCCAGUGAGAGCUCUGAGCAGCCAAACAGAACCGCCGAUGAAAACCUGCCUCAGCCGUUGAGCAGCGUUCCUCAGGUUUUCUCGACUUCAACUUUGGAGCGGGAAGCAAACCCACCUUCUGUAACCAGAGCCAAGUUGGAUUCGUCCGCUGUUAGAGGAACCCCACAGAAGACAGAAGAUCCAGAGGAUCUGAGCCAAACAUGUGAAGAUUUAAACUUCAGCCUUCAGAGAAGCAAGAGUCACGACAAAGAGGACAGAAGCUGUGUGGGAACAGCGGAAAGGCAGGAUGACAAGAGUCUGCCUCAAAGCACUAUGGAUUCAGAUCUACCAGUCCGCUUUGAUCCCACAUUCAUUGAUAAAUCUGAUCAACAGGAGCAGACGCUAAAUCAGAAGCAUGAGUUGAAAUUAGCCCCUCAGCCUGUCAGCCCUGGCAUUGAGGAAGACUCCAUUGCCAAAGUCUUGGAUUGGUUUAACCGAAGCACAGACAGCAAUGAUUUCCUGAUUGAAGAAGAUGAGCCGAUGUUCCCCAAGAGCUCCGACAGACAUGUAGCCAUCAGGAAAAUCCAAGAGGAAGAUUUGUUGGCAAGAGAUGCCAGUGAAAGAAAGAAGGAAACGGCUGAAGUGAAGAGGAGUCUACCACAAAGACGGACCAGCCACGACCCUGACUUCAGGGCAGCAUCCAGGAAGGGCAGCCAGGAGAGGAUUCUAACCCACGAAGAGGCGUGGACAGAAAACAGAGAGAGACUGAAGUCUCCAGAUGUGAAAGAGAUCAUCGACGACGGUCAACCACUGAAGAUCUCCAAUCUGAAAUCAUUCUGGGAGAAGAACAACACAGGCGUCAAGAUACUCAUCAGCAAAUCUAUGACGCCUAGUGAAAAAGAGGUGGAGCCUGUCCACCUUCCAGCAGAGAUGGAGGCAGAUGUGAGCAGGAAAGAGACACAUGAGAAGUACACCUCAGUUCAGAGCGAUGAUAGACCAGGAAUAAUUCCAACAACAAACGUGGCAGUCAGACUUCACACCCAAGAAGAAAGCCUUAUCGCCUCUGCAACUCAAAGGAACAACAGCGACUUGGACCAUCUGAAGCUGAGAUCUUCUAUUCCACCAAUGCACAGCAGAGGAGACCCUGAGACCUUCUGUGUUUCCAAACUUAGCUCAUCCGAGAAGAAGAGCUUAGAUCCAGAAUCUGAGAUCCUGUCUGCAGUCAAACCCAAGCUGCAUUUAGACGGUACACCGAAGCGGAGUGACCCAACCCAGCCAAAGAGGGGUUCGUUGUCGAAGCUCGAUACAGAUCUCAGCCCAUAUGUGGACUCUAAGCCGGGUGCCAUCGACGUUCAAAUCCCAGCUAAAGCACAGCUCCCAAGAGGCUCGAGUGAAGACGUGAAGAGGAGGGACAGUGAGGACAAAAGCGGGGUUUCAAACCUUCCUUCCAAGAGAAGAGACAGUGUACCCAGCAAAGACAGAACCAACAGUCCACACCUGGGUAGGCAGGCGCUCCCCCAUCAGGAGUGCACAGCAGAGAGGAUCAAGCAGCUGAAACUCUUCUGGGAAAAGGAGCGGAACAAGCCCGUGUUUUACAACGGCAAACCUAGAGCGGCUGGAGAAGGCAGAGCCGCUCAUGGCAGCAGUCAAGGCAGACUCAACAAAAGGUUCACAAAGUCCGAGUUUGACUUGAGGACAAUUGGAAGCGAAUUGGGUAGCGAUCAGGAAGACGGGAACCGAAACCAUCCAAACUUUAGUGUUCUCCCUUUUCAAAGGCUAGACAAACUGUCGCCAAGCCUCAGCGCCAGCCGCAUGCAGUUUAACACUCUGCGGGAAUUCUGGGGCGAAGCGGCGUCCGAUUCCAGAGGAUCGCUGACCGUCGACAAACCCAAAAGCCCCAAACGAAAAGAGACACUCAGUGGCCAGAUGUCAAGUCAGGAGUUAAAGAGCUGUAACUCUGAGAUUUAUUGCCCGAAUCAAACUGUUGAGAAAACAAAAGCAGCUGUCAACAAGUCUUCUCCAUCAUCUCCCAAUCGAACAACUCCUCUGCAUGACAGACAGGUGGUGGCUGGGGUCAGAAUGAUGAAUGACGGUAAGAACAACCCGCCAAGUUAUGCAUCCAUUGAGUCAGGGCAGCACAGGCAGUCCAAGAGGAGCUCCAAGGAGUCCAGCAGAGACGAGAAGUCCAUCAAGCAGCAAAGCAGCACAGGCAAAGAGAUCCGGUCUCGAUCUGGCAGUCGUGGAAGCUCAAUGCGUCGAGCCACAAGCAUGUUCACGCUGAGCGCCGCUGAUGACAAAGAUCAGCUCAGAAAGGAUGUCAACUCCAGGAAGCACAGGCAGAACAACGAGAAGGGAGUUCUGUCGAGAAAACUGUCAGAGGAACCAGAGACCGUGGUUCCACGCGCGCGGGCGUUUGUUCCCACAGACUACCGCCAUUACCUGGGGAUGACGGACAAGUCCAGCAUUCACACUAUGCUGGCCCCAGCUGUGGAGGACCAGGGCUUCGACUGCACCGACAGCUAUGAACUCGAAGUGAGUGGACUGGGGAAGACGAGCACCCCCGUGACCUCGGAGGAGCGUCACAACAGAAAGACCAGCAAGUUGAGCCAACGGCAGGUGUGGGCCAAUCACAGCGAGUCUGACACAGGUCAGGAGUCCUCCCUCAGCAGCGUGUCAGAGACCUGGCCCAACACAAAUCGUGAUAAUAAGGACGAAGACCAAAAUCCUGUGCGGAAAGCUUUGCGGCGAGCCGAGGCGCGGGCUAAAAGCUUGGCUAAAAGUAUGGAGGACAUUACAUCAUCUCCACGACAAGAGAAAAGACAAGACCCUGUUAUUGAUUCUAGGCGCAGCAGUGAUGUUUUAGCCAUCACGCCUCCUUCCUCCUCCUUGUUCUCGGAUCCUGAUCACCUGAAGAAGAUGAGCAAAUCUGUUCCUUCCUUCUUGCAGAAAGAGGACGCCGAUGAGGAUGCUUGCUUCCAAGAAAGACUAAUAUCAGACUUCUCAGAGACUAACCUGAGGAACUCUCCUAGCAUGACAUCUCUGAGUGGAAGUGUGAUGACCAUGUACAGCGGUGACCUUGUUGAGGUUCAGGGAAACAUUCAUUUCUCCAUCAACUACGUUCAGAGACUCCGAGAGUUUCACAUCUUUGUGUCCGAGUGUAGAGACUUGGCUGCUGUGGACCCGAAGAGGGGGCGCUCUGACCCGUAUGUUAAAAGCUACCUGGUCCCUGACAAAGCAAACCUUGGAAAGAGAAAAACUUCAGUGAAGAAGAAGACUCUGAAUCCAACUUUCAAUGAGAUCUUAAGAUAUCGGGUUCGCAUGGAUUAUCUCCAAACGCAAAUGCUGGUUCUCUCCGUCUGGCAUCACGACACCUUUGGCAGGAACAGCUUUCUGGGCGAGGUAGAUGUGGACCUCUCCAAAUGGGACUUUGACCACACCCAGAUGAAUUACUUGGCUUUGAAAGCAAAGACAAUGCCUGCUGUGGAGCCCACAAAUGGGAGAGGAGAGAUGAGACUGGCCAUACGCUUUCUGCCUCAGAUCAGCCACAGUGAAGGUGUUGCAAAAGACAUUUCCAACAGCGGAGAGAUUCACAUUUGGAUAAAAGACUGCAAAGGCCUUCCCCUCAUCAGGGCCACCAUCGACCCUUACGUUAAGUGUUUUGUGCUGCCAGACACCAGCAGGAAAGGUCGGCAGAAGACGAGAGUUUUACGGAGAACGGUGGAUCCGGUGUUCAACCACACGAUGGUGUAUGACGGCAUCAGCACACCUGACCUGACGGAGGCCUGUGUGGAGCUCACCGUAUGGGACCGAGACAGGCUCGCUAGCAACCUGCUGGGGGGAGUGAGGCUUGGAGUUGGAACAGGCAGGAGUUAUGGAACGCUGGUGGACUGGAUGGACUCGGGACCUUAUGAGGUGGCCUUGUGGGAGCGCAUGAUGGCCUCGCCAAAUGAGUGGGUGGAAGGCGUUCUGCCACUGAGGAUGCUGAAUUCUGCUAAAACUGCUUUUAAAUAACUACACCAAACAGCAGAAAAUCAAGUAAUUUGUCUGUAUCAGAGAGACAUCUGUUUUACAAACCUUCAUCCUAAAUGGGCCAAAUGCGCAACACAUCUGAGCUGGUAUUUUUCAGUAAAUUUAAAUGAUAUAUUUAUAUUUAUACAGAAAAAAAUGGUUUUGGAGUGCAGAUAUACUGCUGGUGCAUUGCUUUUAAGCUAAUGGGAUUUUUGCUUGUUGCUGCAUCAGUUUAACAUUUGCUUUUAUGGUACUAUCUUCAUUCUAACUGACUUUGACAGCACUUCUAUAAUACAUUUGUAACAGUUGCCAUAAAUGGGGGAAAAUCCAAAACAUGAAUGUUUACACAUUUUUUUUCAGUAAAGUGGCUGAUAAACCUUCUGGUUUGCAACAUUAAGUCAUGAUUUUCAAUUAUUUUCUGAUUUACCUGAACAACUACUGCACUUGUAAUUUUUUUUUUCUUACAAAUCUCACAGAUAUCUGUAACAUUUCUGUCUGUGUCAUCCAGGAUGAGUGAAUGAAAGUACUAAAUAUUUAGAGCUUACAUAACACUUAAAAUUUUGUGUUAAAAUUGGUGGAUAAUCUCCAAACACACUAAACAGAAAUGGAUGUAAUCAUCAAUAAUCGGGACGUUGUUUAAUAGAAUUCAUGUUUUUAUAUCCUUUUACUGCGAUAUCAUUACCUCUUAUUUUACUGUAUUAGAGAUGCACAGCAUCUCAAAGAUAUGUAUGGUGUAACCAUUGAUGCAUAAAUAAAGCAAA